Messenger RNA from Hippocampus comes (tiger tail seahorse), 3824 nucleotides. It is a transcript of the gene gria4a, whose product is annotated as glutamate receptor, ionotropic, AMPA 4a. Gene Ontology annotation, cellular component: membrane. The transcript is spliced from 17 exons. Gene Ontology annotation, molecular function: ligand-gated monoatomic ion channel activity; signaling receptor activity. The coding region runs from base 640 to 3318 and encodes 892 amino acids. Lineage: Eukaryota; Metazoa; Chordata; Actinopteri; Syngnathiformes; Syngnathidae. The record is from RefSeq and is a predicted model, not a curated record. Gene Ontology annotation, biological process: monoatomic ion transport.
AAACCUAGGACAGACACGCGAGGCUACUUUGGACCAAUGCGUCAGGAUGGAUUGCGUUUGACGCAGGAGGAAUCCUUCAUUCCAACUUCUCAAGGGAAACAAGCCAACGUUUCUUUUCCCCUCUGACUCGCCAAACGAGAAUAACACACACCGAGACAUUUAACAUCAGAUACGCGAUUCAUGCCAAAGAUUAUAAGCGUGUAAGAAAGUGCGCAAAUGAGCUCCCAAUCACACCAGCAGUUACACGGGGAAGGUGAAAGUAUACGACGUAGAAAGAGUGCGUGAGAGCGAGUGAGACUGAAAGAGGGAGAGAGAGCGCGAGGGAGGAGGUGGCGCGCAUGUCCAGUUGCUCCAUGCAGUCUGCUCUCCAAGCUCGCCAAUCUUGCAACGACUUUCUCCACUCCUUCUGCCCGCCUCUGUCUAUCCAUGUGCAUCGGACACGCAGCUCUCCCCUGAGCGGACCGUGCAUGCAGGGGGGAAUAACCGCUAAAAGCCCACCAUGGAAUAGGAAUUACUAUCCAGGACAAAACGUACAGUACACGGAGAAAACCUUCCUCUUUUUUUUUCUGCCGUCUUCCCUCCCCCUUCCUCCCUGUCAAUGUAUCGCAACACUUUUUGAAGGAACCCAAGUGAAGAAACAUGAGGAUUAAUAUUUUCUCUUGGCACUUUCUGGGCUUGUGUUCUGUCUGGUGGGGGCUGUCGACGGGAGCGUUCCCCAGCUCAGUGCAGAUUGGCGGCUUGUUCAUUAGGAAUACUGAUCAAGAGUACACAGCGUUUCGACUAGCUAUCUUCCUUCACAACACCAGUCCGAAUGCUACGGAAGCCCCCUUCAACCUGGUCCCACAUGUCGACAAUAUAGAGACAGCCAACAGUUUUGCAGUCACCAAUGCAUUCUGUUCCCAGUAUUCAAGGGGAGUCUUCGCCAUAUUCGGCCUUUAUGACAAACGCUCAGUCAACACGCUGACGUCAUUCUGCGGGGCCCUGCACAUCAGCCUGGUAACACCCAGCUUCACCACCGAAGGAGAGGCCCAGUUCACCCUGCAGCUGCGGCCAUCCAUUAGAGGGGCUUUGCUGUCCCUUUUGGACCACUAUGACUGGAGCCGAUUUGUCUUUCUCUAUGAUACGGAUAGAGGCUAUGCGAUUCUGCAGGCAAUCAUGGAGAGAGCGGGGCAAAACGGCUGGCAGGUGAGCGCGAUUUGUGUGGAGAGUUUCAACGAGGCUGGAUAUCGCCGACUUUUAGAAGACCUGGACCGACGACAAGAGAGGAAGUUUGUCAUUGACCUGGAGCCAGAGAGACUACAGAGCAUGCUUGAACAGGCAGUCAGUGUGGGAAAACACGUAAAAGGCUACCACUACAUCGUAGCAAACCUGGGGUUUAAAGACAUUUCUCUGGAAAGGUUCAUGCACGGUGGCGCCAAUGUGACUGGUUUCCAGCUCGUGGACUUCAGCAAGGCUAUCGUCAUUAAACUGAUGCAGCGUUGGAACAAACUCGAUCAAAGGGAAUAUCCUGGAUCAGAGAGCCCACCCAAGUAUACGUCAUCCUUAACUUAUGACGGUGUUCUUGUGAUGGCUGAAGCCUUUCGCACUCUUCGUCGUCAGAAAAUUGACAUAAGUCGACGGGGAAAUGCUGGAGACUGCUUGGCCAAUCCCGCUGCUCCCUGGAAUCAAGGAAUAGACAUGGAACGAGCACUCAAGCAGGUGCGCAUUCAGGGCCUGACUGGCAACAUCCAAUUUGAUCACUUUGGUCGGAGAAUCAAUUACACAAUGGAUGUGUUUGAACUGAGGAGCAACGGACCACGCAAGAUCGGUUACUGGAAUGACAUCGACAAACUUGUCUUGGUCCAGAAUGAAAAUUCCUUGUCCAAUGACAGCUCAGCGAUGGAGAACCGGACAGUAAUUGUGACGACUAUCAUGGAGGGCCCCUACGUGAUGCUGAAAAAGAAUUGGGAGCUAUAUGAAGGCAAUGACCAGUACGAGGGCUACUGUGUGGAUCUGGCCUCAGAGAUCGCCAAACACAUUGGAAUCAAAUACAAGAUCUCCAUUGUACCUGAUGGGAAAUACGGAGCCAGAGAUCCCGAGACGAAGAUAUGGAACGGGAUGGUGGGCGAGCUUGUUUAUGGGGAAAGUGAUGCUGAUGAGGAGGAGGGUCGAGGCGGAGUGCAGCAGAGUGAAGUAAACCGAUCAGAAGAAAACAUCUCGGAGGAAUUGGAUGUCUUUGUCAAUAAACAUCUGAAAUUACAGCUCUCCUCCGUGCUGGCUGCUGCCGGCGGCUGCUUCUACAGCUCAGGCUUGCAAACAUCCAUCUCAACCCCCCCCCCCCCACCUUCCCUCCCGAUAAUCUUUUCCUUCUGUUGCGCCCAUCCUCCUCUCGCUCACCCUUCCCACUCCAUUUCCUUUGCGCCACACUUCCUUUCUCUCUUUCCCUCCUCCACCUCCAUCUGUCUUCUCUCCAGGUCUCUGUCUGGACGUAUUGUGGGAGGUGUGUGGUGGUUCUUUACCCUGAUCAUCAUCUCCUCUUACACAGCCAACCUCGCUGCUUUCCUGACUGUGGAGAGGAUGGUUUCCCCCAUUGAGAGUGCAGAGGACUUGGCCAAACAGACAGAGAUAGCCUAUGGGACACUGGACUCAGGUUCUACAAAAGAGUUCUUCAGGAGGUCCAAAAUAGCCGUAUAUGAGAAGAUGUGGUCAUACAUGAAGUCAGCCGAGCCAACUGUCUUCACCAAAACCACUGCGGAAGGUGUGGCGAGGGUGCGCAAGUCCAAAGGGAAAUACGCCUUCCUCUUGGAGUCCACCAUGAAUGAGUACACGGAGCAACGCAAGCCUUGCGACACCAUGAAAGUCGGGGGCAACCUGGACUCCAAAGGAUACGGAAUUGCUACACCCAAAGGCUCACAGUUAAGAAAUGCGGUCAACCUGGCCGUGCUAAAGCUCAACGAGCAGGGCCUGUUGGACAAAUUGAAAAACAAGUGGUGGUAUGACAAAGGAGAAUGUGGCAGCGGGGGAGGGGAUUCCAAGGACAAGUCGUCUCAGGCCCUGAGCCUGUCUAACGUGGCCGGGGUCUUCUACAUCCUCGUGGGCGGCCUGGGCCUCGCCAUGCUUGUGGCGCUGGUCGAGUUCUGCUACAAGUCGCGGGCCGAAGCCAAACGCAUGAAGCUGUCUUUUUCUGAAGCCAUGCGAAACAAGGCCCGUCUGUCCAUCACAGGAAGUGUGGGGGAAAACGGCCGCGUUCUAACGCCAGACUGCCCUAAAGCUGUGCACACUGGUCACGCCACCCUCCGACACCCUGGCCUUGCAGUGGUCUCCUCCGGACUGCCCUGAAAACCAAAAAAGAUCCGCUGUGCCUUAGUGACACACCAACAUGCAGACUCACAUUGAAGGAUCACGUCCAUAUUCAUCACUUUAUCUUCAGACGCCGUACAUUUUUACAUCUUUUCCCGCUGCCUCUGACUUAUUUUACUUCAGAAAAUGGAAUACGUCGUGUAGAGAACGUUGCUACGGUUGGCUGCAGCAACUUUUUUUUCUUUUUUUUUUUUUUUUGUUUUGGUUUUGGAAGAUUCAUCCAAACGAACUGAGGCUAAAACACUGAGCUGUAACCACUAUCAUGAUGAUAAAGAAAAAAAUCUCUCAUCUUGUUUUCAUUGGACAGUCUCGGCCAAUAAACGACAGCCCUCAACAACGCCUUACAAAGACAAACAUUUAUGUUGAUUAUACUGUCAUUGCUGUCGUCAUCUUGCCUGCAAAGUGACAGGUGUAUCCUCUUAGAAGACCACAAAACUGUAAGCCUGAUUGUUUUGGGGGACAAUACAGACUUUGCCAUGGAAAUU